CGACGACAAAUCUGGCGCAUACUUCGACGACAAAUCUGUCGCCUCCUUCCCGAGAACAAUGGCAUUUCAAGAACUGCACGUGCCAUCCGAUCGACACUCGCUUCUUGUCUGCGGUUGUCUCGCUCGUCGUUCAGGUGGCAGUGUAGUCAAAAGUGCUAGGCGUUAAAAGACGGUUUUGAAAAGCCCGAAUUGCUAGAAGCUUUGUUAUUUUAAAAUGCUCGAGACAUUAGGUGCUUGGAAGAUCAACUAUUGAUUAUAGGUCAACUAUUUAAAAUGAAACAAAGGAGAGGGUGACUGAGAGGGCAGUGGAUUUCCGAUGAUGAAGAGCUGAGAGACGAAGAGUGCAGUGGAUUUCCAACGAUGAAGAGUUGAGAGAUGGGAGUACCGAUGAUGAAGAAGAAACGAUGGCCGUCAGAUUGAAGGUAGGAAACUUUAGAUGCCUGCUUGAGAUAUCAUAGAAAUGUCUGAUGUGAGAAAUCUGUGAUGAUGGAUGUCAUUAGACAAAUAGCUCCGGAACAAGCUGCAGGAUGGAACGUCUCACUGAAGCUUCAACGAAGAAUUCAGCUACUGAGGUGGCGAGCAGGUUUUAGGCUUAAUAAUUGGUGACCGUCAAUUUUGCACCUCUUCAACAGUCGUUGCGGGCCGCACUUGAAAAGCCAGUGAGGAAGCCACGCCGGACAAGCGGAGUUUGGAGUCGGAGACUAGGGUGCUAUGUUCGCCAUUUCAUCGUUUAUUCUUAUCCCCUUCGUCCGCCACUGCCUGCCUCCUUAUACAUGCACGCCGCCACCAUAGCUUACCGCUGGCAUGGGAUCAUGAAGGAGGAAGAGCAGCAGCACGGCGAGACGCUCGUCUCGCCGACCGGGUUCCGGGUUCCGGCGGAUCGUGACGUCCGGCCGGCGCCGAUUCCCGGCUCAUUCCACCGUUCUGGCUUCGGCAUCUCCCGUGCUGGAGACCAUGCUGCACCGACCACGCAAAGGUGGCAGUAACCGAGAAAUGGAGAUCCCCGUUCUUGGCGUUCCCUGCGAUGCUGUUCAUGCUUUCCUCCGUUUGCUCUACUCCGCCAGGUGCGUGACGCUUGGGGAGGAGGAGAUCGUCGGGGAGCACGGGAUGCACCUGCUGGUGCUGUCGCACGCGUACGGGGUCGGGUGGCUGAAGCGCGCGUGCGAGCGGGUGCUGUCGUCGCGGCUGACCGCCGAGGGCGUGGUGGACGUGCUGGUGCUGGCGCAGCAGUGCGACGCCCCCCGCCUGCACCUGCGGUGCAUGCAGCUGCUUGCCGAGGACUUCGCGGCGGUGGAGCAGACCGAGGCCUGGCGGUUCCUCCGGGACCACGACCCCUGGCUGGAGCUCGACAUCCUCCAGUUCCUCGAGGACGCCCACCUGAGACGGCGACGGCUGGGGAGGAGGAAGGCGGAGCGGAGGCUGUACAUGGAGCUGCACGAGACCACCGAGUGCUUGCGCCACCUCUUCAAGGAUGGGUGCGCGGCGCUGGGGCGCUCCGGCAGGGAGGAGGAGCGGGCCCGCUGCCCCAACCCCGUCACCUGCCGCGGCCUACGGCAGCUCGUCCGCCACUUGGCGUCCUGCGACGGCGAGAAGAGGCGCUGGUGCCGUCGGUGCAAGUGUCUCUGGCAGCUCCUCCGCCUCCACGCUUCCACCUGCACCGAGCUCGACGACGCCUCCUGCGAAGUUCCCCUCUGCAUGCAAUUCAAGCGGAGGAUGCAGCGUAGGGAAGGCGAAGAAGCGGAUGGUGAUGACAAGUGGGGGAUGCAGCGUAGGGAAGGCGAAGAAGCGGAUGGUGAUGACAAGUGGGGGAUGCUGGUGAAGAAGGUGGUCUCAGCUAGAGUUGUGUCCCACUUGGUGAAGAAGCACAAACAACCGGUACUGUAUCCAGGGGAUUCAAACUAGAACAGCAGCUUUAGCCGAGUAGUUCGCUUGGUUGCUCCUCCUACUCUUAUGUUGCUUUGUUCUUCGGUUCACCAUCCUUGUCUUGUGUAAAUUUAGUCAGGUAUAUAU
This is a messenger RNA of Musa acuminata AAA Group (dessert banana), 2010 nucleotides long. Its product is annotated as BTB/POZ and TAZ domain-containing protein 1-like. Lineage: Eukaryota; Viridiplantae; Streptophyta; Magnoliopsida; Zingiberales; Musaceae. Gene Ontology annotation, cellular component: nucleus. The transcript is spliced from 9 exons. Bases 955 to 1902 code for a protein of 315 amino acids. The record is from RefSeq and is a predicted model, not a curated record.